GCUCAGUUGCCUGAGAGCAACACUGUGAUUCAGAUGAUGGAGAAUCUUCUCAUUCCUCUGAAAAGCCUUAGCGCCACAUGGCUGAGCCCCAGCACCACUACCUUCGCGGUGGAUAUGAUCCUCACCUUUGUGUGUGGACUGGGGCUCUUCCUUCUCUUACUGCCCUGGCUCGAGGGUGAACCAUCCUUACCGCCAUCCAGGAGAAACAGAAAAAUCAGAAAACGUCCUGGGCUGAUGAGCUGGAAGAACAGGAGUAGGAAGAGGACAGGUGCUCUCAGAGACUGCCAGAUUUCUCGGAGGUUCCAUAAACUAACUUCCCUUCUGAAAAGAUUGCAGAGGCUGCUCCCUCACCCAGAAAGCUCUCAACAGCCCGGAUACCAAAACCGCCCUGCUGAUGCGCGCACAAGAGCACCUGUCACUGCCCCGCAGCCAUAUGGGGAGAACGCAGACCCUGCUGCUCUGUCCCUGGCAGAGGCUGCCCCCUCUGCUCUCACUCAGCACCUUCCACCUCGGGCCUCCUCUCCAUCGCCAGGCCCGCCUGAAACCUCUUGUGAUUUUGUUUGCUCACCCACAUCCCUCACCGCCUCUCAGAUCCCAGAGCCCCUGCUUUCCCCGGCCCCGGCCCCAUCCUGUCUGGACCCCCGAUCCCCACCCCAAUCCCAGCGCCUACCUCUAGGUCAGACCCAGACUUGGACCCACCCUCAAUCCUCUCCCCUAGUCCUGUUAGCACCUUACGUGGCCUUCAAUCGGGGCUGCGAAACCUCCUGCUUUACACCCCAUAAUAACCCACAGUCACUCAUUCCAACUGAAAUUCAACACCCAGGGAGGCCCUUGUCCAAGAAACACCUAGAACACAGGUGGGCUGACCCCUCAGCAGUCCGAAGCCCUCAGGAGGCGGGACCUGCCCUGCAGGAUCCAGGAGUCUCAGAAGUCACACAGCCUCAGUAUGGCUUAGCUCACUCAUCUCAGGUGAAGGACAAACCUGGGCCUUCACAUUUGUUGGUGUCUACAGGUGAAUGCAGCAAGGAUGUGCAGAAGGUGAGGUUCCAGCUAAUUAGGGACUCAGGCAAGAAUCUGGGGCAUAUUCUAGGCAAGGUCCCGAAAGCUCUCUCCGGGGCCUUAGGAAGCCCCCCAGUGAAGGUUCUGGGGGAGACCUCUGAGGCAUCAGAGCGAAACCUGAAGAGGCCCAUGGAGAGCGACACAGCCCAUGACUCAUUUGGAAGUACAGACAGGAAAUACCUGGAAGGCGUGCUGGAAGCCCAUCUGGGUGUGAAGGUGGGGCAGAUCCACGAGGGGCUGAUCCCUCUGAAAGUGCACCGAUCCUGGCUCACUGCCAGCAGUGCCUUUUCUACAUCCAAAACCCACAUGGAAACCAGAAGCCCAGUGUCCUCCAGGAGUCAGGAAAGCUGUGUGAGCACCGUCCAGAAGUUUUUCUUCAAUCCACGCAUUCAGCAGGGCCUGGAGAUGCACAUUACAAGGUUCAGGGUGAGGUGCAGGUGGGGCGUCCCUCCUCCUCUGGAGGUGUGUCCUGGGCCGAGAUGUCCAGGAGAGGAGGCGACAGUCAGGCAGUCUGUCCCUACACUGGGCAGUCUCCUUGUCUCCUCUCUUUCGGGUAAGGAGACCGAGAGGGCCCUGCCAGGGAUCCCUCUUGCUCAUGGCCAGGGGUCCUCAGAGGCCCCUCUAACUAGACAGGAGAGCAGGGGGCUCUCACAGGAACUCACAUACAGCCUCGUGGGCAGAACCAGUGAGAGCAGGACAAGCCAAAGGGUUGGCAGAGGCAGCCCAGAAGUCCCCUUGCUUCCUGGAACAUGUGUCGCCCAAGAUGCACGAGAGCCAGGCCUUUGGGCAGACACUGUGAGCCAGGUUCAGCACAGAGUGGAGAUCAAGUCAGUGAGCCAUUCUGAAGUCUGUGUCUCAGGUGUCCACCUUCCAGACUCUUCCACUGACUCACUCUGUGCCUCAGACUGUUUGGGGUCCGUGGUGUCCCCGUGCCCUCACCACAGCAUGCCUCUAGGGCACAUGCUAGCUUCACAGCGGCCAGGUGCCAUAACUGCAGACAGAGGGAACAGCCUGGGUCAGCAGAAGCUCAGUUUCCUGAAACAUCAGCACUCACCGAAGAGCCAAAGCAAGACCCUUAUCCCUGCUGCCAGGCAUGAGGUUGGUAGGAGGCCCAGCUCAGGAAAACAUGAGGACAGGUUGGGAGCCGUGGGGACCUCUGAGCCCACCCAGGAUGGUGUAAGACACACCACAGAGAGUGAACACCUUCAGCUUCUCCCACAAAAUAAACCAGGCCCCUCAGAAGGCUACUUCCAAAGAAGCAUGAAGAAAUUUCUACAGUGGAUUUUACCCAAUAAAGCAAUCAAAAGGCAGGGAGACACCCAGAAAAUGGGCAAGCCUGUACCUGCCACUGUCCAGAGCCAGAGACCGGCCAUAAACAGACUUCGUGUGGACCAUGACACUGAUAAGACUGAGCUGCUCGUGAGAGCUGUUGGGCACAUGCUAGAAGCCAAAAUGAUGCUUCAGCGUGAACUCUGCACCAUGACGUUAAAUCAGCGUGAAGAAGAAGGUCAAGCCCCAAUCUCCCAGGCUUCCCGCUGCUCAGAGCACAGGAGAAAGCCAGGACAUGCAGCCAGCCCCAAGUGCCACAGCUGUCCUGCCAGGGAGAGGCACCCCCGUGACCAAGAGUCCCUGAAAACUGGACAGCUCAACAGUGAGCAGCAGGGCUGGAGGCAUCUGCACCCCUUCUUCCCCAUCAAGUCUGGGUCCCCAGGCAGCCCCUCCCAGUGGGGCCCAACAGUGUCCCGGGCACUAGGCCAUCAACAUUACUGCCCAAGGCAUGGUCUUUGGAGAAGCGUCUUGACGACAGCAGAAACAUUUCUCCCCAGUCUUUCUUGGUAGAACAACACAUGACCAGUAAAGAAUUAGCUACGUAGAAGAAAAUGACUUUUCUCAUGUAUCCUAGAUAUUACUGUAGCCCAAUACAUACCUAUGUU
This is a messenger RNA of Fukomys damarensis (Damara mole-rat), 2993 nucleotides long. Its product is annotated as spermatogenesis-associated protein 31A6-like. The record is from RefSeq and is a predicted model, not a curated record. The transcript has 6 exons. NCBI's taxonomy places the organism in Eukaryota, Metazoa, Chordata, Mammalia, Rodentia, Bathyergidae. The coding region runs from base 34 to 2898 and encodes 954 amino acids.